Molecule: messenger RNA, 2025 nt
Organism: Stylonychia lemnae
Lineage: Eukaryota; Ciliophora; Spirotrichea; Sporadotrichida; Oxytrichidae
Source: the annotation of a GenBank genome assembly
AUGACAGAACUUUCCUACAAUAUAGAUAUUGAGUAUUUGUUUGACAUGGAUGACUAUAUUCCAAUUCAGGAUAAAAAAUUAAAAUAGCAAGAUAAAUCUAGCUUGAGUAAAAUAAUUGUUGAGAAUACUACUAGCUAAUAAGAUGACCUAAAUUUUUGUAAAAAGGGUAGUGCCUAUAAGUUAGCAUCGGAUAAAAAUGUUAAUAAGCUUCCUCUUGUAGACUAAAAACCACAGCAGUCAACUCCAGAUAUAACUAUAAAAAAAUAGAAAAUUUAAUCCUUUGCAGAAAAAUAAUAGAAAUCAAUGAUGGAGAUAGAGAAUCAAUAGAGGGUCUAUUAGAGUUAAAGUUAAAUAAAAAAGUAGCAAGUAACGAAAGAUGUUGCAGUCAAGUAAAUUGAUUUCGUUCCCAUUCUAUUGAAAAAGCAUAGUAAUUCAAACCUCUUGCAAUCACCCGAGAGACUAAAUCGUUUAGCCUAAGGUAGAUAAGAAGUUGGAGAAUUUUAAAUUAACAAUAGUGCUGAAGAGUAACUCAAUUCAUGUUCUAGUUCUUAAAUAAAUUUGACUUUAGCGAAAGAUCAAUCUCUGGUUAAACUGAGAUAAAAAUUAGAUAAGCAGCAAGUAUUCUCUUAACUAUUAUCUAAAAGCAGAUAACAUUUUCCUGUGAUUAGGGAUAGAGGAUUUUCACAAAGUAUUGUUGAUAUCGAAAAUCAAGAAUUAAUGUUGAAAAAUAGUCCUUUAAAAAGCAACUUUGAUUCACAUAAAUCAAUCGAUAAGGAUAAAGAUUUAAAUCAAAGAUCACUGAGCAUAUAGAAUCAAUUAACUAAGAGAUAUAAACUUGGACUAAAAUCAUUAAAACGGUAAAUUAAUGCUAUAAAAGAUCAAGUAAAUACCUAAUUCGAUGAUAAAAGCAUGAUUAGAAUGAUUUCAUUUACCUAAGCAAAUGACCAAACAGUAACUAAUCAAACUUUUAAUCAUGAAGAUUUAAAUAGACUAUCUCCUUAAAAAAGUAUAAAGAACUUAGCUGAAUCUAUUAAUUAGAGCAGAAUUUCUUUAGAAUAAGAAUAAGGAGUCUUAAAAACUAUAAUAGGCAAAUAUUGCAGAGAAAAAAGGCCAAGCUUACUUGAAACUAGAGAUACUAAGUGUUUGAUUAGUAAAGAUAUACUAGUGAGUAACACUGAUUCAACAUCAGAGUUGAAUUAAAAUUUAAUAAUACAUGGGGGUAGGUUUAAAGAGAGAUCUGGGUCAUUUAUUCAUAAUAACCAAACCAGCUUUCAACAAAUUAUAGAUGACUACUAGAGCCAGGAAAUUUACAAUUCUUAGAAUAUUACUCAUUCAGCGAGUCCAAUGAAGCUGUCACAGUCAAUUGUGCUAAGCGGAGGUUUUAACUCAAGUUUUGAUAUUUUCAAUCAAAGAUUAAAACCUUAGAAUUAAAAUUAGUACUCUACUAGCAAGUUAACUCAAAAAAAGAGUAAAGCUUACAAUCCAUACAUUCAACUAUCAAGAUAGCAGAGCCUCUCUAAAUUGCAAUUAUCUAAAAAGAGUAACGAAUAACUGGUCUCUAGCAGUAUGAGUAGCUGCCACUAAUUUUAUUUGGACUAAGAAUAUCAUUCUCAGCAAUAAAUAUUGCCUUCAUAUUUACAUGAAGAUAAUGCAACUAAAUUUGCUGAUAAAUCUGUUGGAACAUUUGACCACCGAUCUCUUAAUCUAAGCAGUCCUGAUAUAUCAAUGAAUCAAAUUAAGCUGCCCAAAAUGUCAAAUCUAUAUAAAUAUCAUGAAUAGAGAAGCAUGUUCCCUGAUAAACUAUCAAAUCUUUAUGAAGGAACUGGCAGUUCAAUUGCAAAUAGUAAUCAGCAAACUUUCUUUGAUGAUUAAAAUUUAUCAGCUUAAUUAUAGAAAACCAACAAAAAGUAGCAUCAGGGGGUUCUUGAGGCUCAACCAAAUUUUAUCAGAGUAUCAAUUUUAAAAGCAAACAGAAAGCUCUCUAAAGGAUUACAAAAUAAUUUUAAUACUUUAGUAGAGACAUGA